CGUCUAUGAAAAAAAGUCUCUAGAGUUGCAAGUCAACUAGCAAGGGCCUCUGUGUAAUCUUUUUUCCAAACAAACUAGAAACAGUUUUUUUCCGGCCAUGGCUGGAUCUUCCUCACCCGAAGAAAUGCCACCACAACAUCAAGUGUUCAUUCAUUUCCGUGGCCGGGAUUUGCGUUAUGGAUUCGUGAGCCAUCUUGAGAAGAUCUUGAAAGAUCAUAAAAUUGAGGUCUUUGUCGACAGCGGUGAAGACAGAGGCGAACACCUAGAAAAUCUAUUGACGAGGAUAGAGGAAUCGCGAAUCGCUCUGGCUAUCUUCUCUGAGAAUUACACCGAAUCAGAAUGGUGCUUGAGAGAGCUAGCGAAGAUCAAGGAUUGUGUGGAUCAAAAAAGACUCGUGGCUAUUCCCAUCUACUACAAAGUGGAUCGAUACUCCGUGAAAUACUUGACGGAAAAGUUUGGUGAUGCAUUCAGGGAGCUGGCCAAGGAUGAUCUGAGGAAGAAAGAGUGGAAACAAGCUCUGCAGUCAAUUGUCAACAGAAUCGGCUUCAUGGUGGACGAGAAAAGCAACGAGAACGAAAUUCUCAACGAAAUCGUCAAGGCGGUUAAGUUUGUGCUGAACAGAAUUCCAUCGGAGGGAAGCCAAAAGGCUUAUGCGGAUCCAUCAGAAAAUAACGACACUCAAACUUCCUCAGGAGGCGAAAAGGAUAAGACUUUUGGAAUCAAACAAAGACUGAGUGAAUUGAAAGAGAAGUUGGAACUCAAUAAACUUAGAAGUCAGCUAGGAAUUAUAAUAGGUUGUCUUUUGCUUCUCUUUUUUGUUCUGCAACAAAUUGCUUAUAUGAGCACACGUUUAAUUGGUGAGGGCGUUGCCAUCGACAGAAUUGCGGUGAAUUUACAAAAAAUGCCGGAGUACAUUCCUGCAGAUGGAACAGAGAAUCCAAGAGACACAUAUACUGAAAUUCGUACUGAUAAAUAUGAAGCAAAGCCUGAGAGAUCUUCUUCUGCCGCUAGAUUGAAUGCCGAUUUCCUUGACAGAACUUUCACCAACUCGCGAAUGGACGGUAAAUUCAAGCCACCGAAUAUUCAAGUUUUCAUCAAUUUCCGCGGAGAUCAGUUGCGCAACAAUUUCGUCGGAUAUCUCAGGCAUGCACUUCGGAUUAGUAAGAUCAACGUGUUCAUAGACAAUGAGGAGCAAAGAGGUGAAGACCUCAACACUCUUUUCAAGAGGAUCGAAGAAUCUCAGAUUGCCAUAGUUGUGUUUUCGAGUAGGUACACAGAAUCAAAAUGGUGCUUGGAUGAGCUUGUUAAGAUUAAAGAACGUGUGGACCAAGGCCUUCUCAAGGUGCUUCCUAUCUUCUACAAGGUGACUCCAACCAAUGUGAAAAGACUUAAGGGAGAGUUUGGUGACCAUUUCAGAGAUAUAGAAUACAUGUACAAGUCUGACGAACCUAUGAUAAAGCAAUGGAAAGAGGCGAUCGUGUUUGUCUCCCAUAAGUUUGCCCUGACUUUGGAUGAAAAAAGUAGCGUAUUGGAGAUUGAUUUCGUUGAAACUGUCGUCAAGGAGGUCUUGAAAAUGCUACAAGCCAUAUGCAAAGGGGAAAGCGGUCAAUCCUCUUUUUGUGUGGAGAAAGCCUGAAGCUCAAUUUUGAUGGUAAAGAAUCACACAUGAAGAGCACCAAAACGUUGGUUUAUGUACUUAAGCAGAGUAAUUUAUUAUCAUUAAAUUAUUGAGUUAAGGAUUCUGGUUAUGUCUCAUUGAAAAAAAAUGUUUCUUUAUAAGUAAAAACUUGAGAGCUCCUGAAAUUGUUUCUUUGUCAUUUUACCAAAAGUACUAUGAUCAUUGAUUCUUUGAAUGAUAUUGGGGUUAGCUUCGUUUUGAAA
This is a messenger RNA of Arabidopsis lyrata subsp. lyrata, 1881 nucleotides long. RefSeq lists its product as uncharacterized. Bases 98 to 1636 code for a protein of 512 amino acids. Lineage: Eukaryota; Viridiplantae; Streptophyta; Magnoliopsida; Brassicales; Brassicaceae. The record is from RefSeq and is a predicted model, not a curated record. Gene Ontology annotation, biological process: signal transduction. The transcript has 6 exons.